CACCAUCAUCUCCCAUCAAUUCCCUAAGCCAAACAAUCCAUUUUGUAUCACGGAUUCCCUCUCAAAAGAAAAACCGAUCGGAGAAGCCAUGAAUUCACCGUCGACUUUUACACUCUCUCUUCGUGAACAAGAACAACUCAUCGAGAAGCUCGAGAUCUUCAAGAUCCAAGGCCGGGACAAGCGCGGACACAAGGUUCUCCGAGUCGUCGGCAAGCUAUUCCCUGCGCGGCUUGUGAGCGGCGAAGGGUUGACGAAGUAUUUGGAGGAGAAGGUUUUUCCCAAUUUGGAAGGAAGGCGGUUCUCUGUGGUGUACGUGCACACAGGUGUUCAGAGGAGCGAGAACUUUCCUGGAAUCUUCGUCCUCCGUUCGAUCUACGACGCGAUUCCAGUCAACGUCAGGGAUCUUCUUGAGGCCGUGUAUUUCGUGCACCCGGGCCUACGGUCGAGGCUCUUUCUCGCCACUGUUGGCCGUCUCUUUUUCACUGGAGGAUUGUAUGGGAAACUAAAGUAUGUGAACAGACUGGAGUUUCUGUGGGACCAUGUGAGGAGGAAUGAGAUGGAGAUCCCAGAGUUUGUGUAUGAUCAUGAUGAAGAGCUUGAGGACCGUCCGAUUGUUGACUAUGGAUUAGAGAGUGAUCAUCCGAGAGUCUACUGUGCGGCGUCGGUGGACGCCCCUGUAUCGAUGUACUCCAUGAGGUGCAUCUCAUAGAGUCAUAGCCUCAGAGGAGUUAGGGACCCCCAAGGGAUUUCCAUGUUUAUGUGGGGUAGUAAUGUCCUUUUCUUUUUUGUUUUUGUUAUGGUAAUUGAUAGGAUAGGAUAGGAUAGGAUACUUGUGGUUGUUAAUGUAAAUGUAAAUGGAAAUGUAGUUUGGACCUGUUGCCUUGCCAAUGAAAGGUUGGAAUUUACAGUUCGGUA
This is a messenger RNA of Tripterygium wilfordii, 915 nucleotides long. RefSeq names its product ganglioside-induced differentiation-associated protein 2. NCBI's taxonomy places the organism in Eukaryota, Viridiplantae, Streptophyta, Magnoliopsida, Celastrales, Celastraceae. Bases 89 to 709 code for a protein of 206 amino acids. The record is from RefSeq and is a predicted model, not a curated record. The transcript is spliced from 3 exons.